AUGGCUCAGUCUCUUGAUGUUGGUGUUCCAUGGAUAAUGUGUCAACAAAAUGAUGCUCCUCAGCCUAUGUUGAAUACAUGUAAUGGCUUUUACUGUGACAAUUUUGUACCAAACAAUCCCAACACUCCUAAGAUGUGGACUGAGAACUGGACCGGAUGGUUUAAGCAAUGGGGUGGUAAAAAUCCUCAUAGAACAACCGAAGAUGUUGCAUUUUCUGUUGCAAGAUUCUUCCAAAGAGGAGGAACUUUUAAUAAUUAUUAUAUGUACCAUGGAGGCACGAACUUUGACAGAACCGCAGGUGGUCCAUACAUCACAACUUCAUAUGAUUAUGAUGCUCCCCUUGACGAAUAUGGUAAUUUGAGUCAACCAAAAUACGGGCAUUUGAAACAACUUCAUGAUGUUCUUCACACUAUAGAGAAAACUCUAACAUACGGAAACAUCUCCACCAUUGACUUUGGAAACUCUGCAUCGGCAACAAUUUAUAAAACCGAAGAAGGAUCAAGCUGCUUUUUUGGAAAUGGAAAUGAAAAUUCAGAUGCAACAAUUAGUUUCCAAGGAGAAUCUUACGUUGUCCCGGCUUGGUCUGUUACCAUUUUACCGGAUUGCAAAAAUGAGGCUUAUAACACCGCCAAGAUUACCACUCAGACUUCAAUGAUGGUUAAGAAACCAAAUGAAGCUGAGGAUACCCCUUCAACUCUGAAAUGGUCAUGGAGACCAGAGAACAUGGACAACUUCCUUUUGAAAGGAAAAGGAGAAUCUACACAGACACAACUAUUUGAUCAGAAAGUAGUCACCAAUGACCAAAGUGAUUAUCUAUGGUACAUGACUACCGUUAAGUUUAAAAAACGAGAUCCUUUUGUGGGUAAAACCAUGUCUCUUCGCAUCAACAGUACUGCUCAUGUCCUUCACGCAUUCGUCAAUGGAAAAAAUAUUGGUAAGUAACUCUUAUAUAUGUUUUACAAAUCUCAAUAACACCAACUUACCAAAAAGUCUUUGAUUUAUAUUUGUAGGUAAUCAACACGCUGAGAAUGGAAAAUUUAACUAUGUAUUUGAGAAAGAUGUGAAGUUUAAGUCUGGUCGUAAUGUCAUUGCUCUUCUUAGCAUAACUGUGGGACUUGCGGUAAGUUCUUAGAUAUUCUUUAUCUUGUAUUUAUUUUUAAAGUUAAAUCUCUUAUUUUUUUACAUUUUAACUGAAAAUAAAAAAUUUGACAAUUUUUUUUAUAGAACUAUGGUGCUUUCUUUGAAAGUAAGCCGGCUGGAAUCACUGGACCCAUUUUUAUUACUGGAAUAAAUGGUGAUGAAACUAUAGUUAAGG
Molecule: messenger RNA, 1315 nt
Organism: Brassica napus (rape)
Lineage: Eukaryota; Viridiplantae; Streptophyta; Magnoliopsida; Brassicales; Brassicaceae
Product: beta-galactosidase 15-like
Exons: 7
Coding region: 1-942 (313 amino acids)
Biological process (GO): carbohydrate metabolic process
Cellular component (GO): vacuole; cell wall
Molecular function (GO): beta-galactosidase activity
Source: RefSeq, a predicted model, not a curated record